This is a messenger RNA of Sapajus apella (tufted capuchin), 2831 nucleotides long. Its product is annotated as translation initiation factor IF-2-like. The record is from RefSeq and is a predicted model, not a curated record. Lineage: Eukaryota; Metazoa; Chordata; Mammalia; Primates; Cebidae. The transcript has 2 exons. Bases 3 to 599 code for a protein of 198 amino acids.
CCAUGGCCGCGGGAAUGGGGCGGCCGGCCGCGGCGCCCCGGGAGCCGAACGCCGUCCUUCCCGGUCCCGCCGCGGCCGCACUCGCCGCCUCAGCUCCCACCCCCACGCGGCUUCGCAGCCCAGGAGCCGCGUGUCUGGGGAAGCAGGGCCGGGAAGCCUCGAGGGGAGCGCGCGGGAGGCCCCGGCCUCACUGCGGCGCCCCUCGCCGCGCCCCCGGGGCCGCGGGGCCGGUACUCCCGGCGGGAGGCGCGGAGCGGGGUGGCCGCGGGCGCCGCUCCCCGCCCCCGCCGCGCUCUCCCGGCGGAUGCGAGGCCGGUCGCGCCCGCUCGUCUUCACUGAGCUUUUGUUUCCCGCCGGGGAUCACAGGUCCCGCGCCGCCUCUGGUCUCCGGCCCCCGGCUCGCCCGGGACUGGCGGCGGGACCCUCGGAGAGCGGGGCAGCACCCGAGCCGGCACCGCUGCGGGCGGGAGCCAAACUUCGUCUUCGGUCCCGGGCGCCGGGACAACCGGACCCCGGGGCGAGCCGAGCGCCAGGACGCCGCGGGCGCGGGGCGGACUUGCCCACCUGGCGGGGCCGUGCAGGGGAAGGUGUUGGGGUAGCCGCGCUCCGGGUGUGAACUGGCGGUCCCCGCCUUCACCUGCCGCCCCCGACAAGCGUCGGGGAACCUCAGCGCCGCAGACGGCCGCUCGUGGAGGAGUCCGCGCGGCGCCGUCUAACAGGUGAUCAGCGUCACUCCCGGGCCAGACCCAAGCGGCUGAACGCUGUGCCCGGGCUCCUUACGCUCUUCAGUUCUAGGAUGUGAAAACGCCUUCCGCCUCACAAUUGAUCGCCCAAAAAGGUGCGCCGGUCACCGUAUAAGAGUCAAAAACCAAUAUUGCCAAAAAGACUCUUCGAGAGUCAGGGUGCAGAGUGCCUUUCUUCGAUCCACGCGCCGGCAGGAACGUCAUAGUCUCGCUUUUAAAAUCGGGCUCUGCAGUGGUGGCGAAAGCGUAGUAAGGUUCAAGUUGUAAGCGGAGAUGCAGAACUCUAGAUACCCUUCAGUGUGGUUCAGGACAGUGUGUACAGCGUUUGGCCGCCGUUCAGUAAAUUCUGCAUGAGGCAGUUUGAGCUCGUGGUUUUGGAUUUACUUUUCAGGAGUAUGUUUUCCAGUGGAAUAAGGCUUCGUACUGAAUGGGAGCUUUCUUUGCCUCUCUGAGGGUAGACAGGAGUGUUUAUUUUCAUUGUCUUCCCAUUUUGUUAGAUUGUGGACAAGGGGAAAGUUAAAGCAUAUUUUGGUUAAGUAUUUUUAAUAGUCUGGGAUUCUAUCCACCUCCCCCGUAAGGGUCUUUACUUUAGGGAAUUAUAAAGUAAUUCUCUAAAGGGAGCUGCUUCUCUUGGUGUUGGAAUCAAAAGUCAAGAAUCGACUUGAAAAGAUUCUUACUCUGGUGGGAAAUUUUUAUUGUCAUACUUUCACUUCACCAUUUUCUGUUUAUCUCUCCCCCAGCUGACCUCUGCUGACAAUCUACAGUUAUGGCCCUGACCAAUUUAGAGAUUCUAUAGAAAUAACGUUUUUAAAACGAUGGUUAUUAAUACUCAUUAUUUGUGGAAAAACACUUGAUUUACUCAGGUUUUUUCUUCUAAUGUGUCUUCUAAUAUCUGUAUUAGGUAGGAUUUAUACUUCAGAGAUGAAGUUUAAGUUAAGAACACUGUAACUAAUCUUAAUUAUGCUGGUUUAUUAUUCAUUGAAUGGUCAUUUUACUUAUUUGCCUAGGUAAUUAUAGUUAGCUAAUAGCUGAUAAGAGUUCUCCAUUGAACCAUAAAUUCUUUAACCAAUUAUUGUGACUAUUUUAGAUUAAAAAAAAUCAAAGAUGGUCUUUAUAAAUUGUUUUAUUUCUCCAAAACAAGCUAUGAGGCCUUUGUCUUUCUAACAUUUAACAAAACAAAUAUAUUUCUUAAUCUUUAAUUCUUUUAGUUAUGGGAAUUUUGUGUGAAUUGCUUUUUUAAAACACACUUUUAAUCAGUUCAACAUGAGAAACUUAAAAUAUUGAAUUAGGCAACUAAUCUUUAGUUUUCUGUUUAUUCUUGGAAAAUAAUGCCUAUUUUGGGUUCAGUUUAGUUUCCUAAAGGCUUCUCAGCUUAGGAUGAAUUAGUCUGGAGAAGAAAGAACAUCCUGUUUGUAUACCUGUAGAAGUUACUGCUGUUAAAAGAUAAGUUGGCUUUUUGAUGCUUAGUGUGGAUAGAUGCGUUGAACAAUGACUCAUCCUCGUAUAUGGAGGGCUUAUUCUAUAUACAUAGUUGUAAGGAUCUGAAUAAGACUGUAGUGCUAUUAUUUUGAUCAUUUAUGUAAUUGCUCUUUAGUGUACAGGAAUAUAUUAAAUACUAUUUAUAAUUAUUGUGUUUAUUCUGUGGUGAUGUAUAUAUAUACCACAUACAAUAAAGUUAUAUUUCAUAAUUUAUUUACAUAUAAGUAUAUUUUAGUAUUUUAACUAUAAAAGUUAAAGCUUUAUUAACUUUAAAAGCCCAUUUUAAAAAUCAGUUUUUAGAUAUUUUAAUUACUGAUUUUUGUCUACUUUAACUUGUAAUAGAUGAUAUUAUAAAAUUAUCAACCACAAUUUCAGUUUUAAAAUUAAGCAUAAGUUGAAUUCUCACAUCCACACAAUAAACAUUGGGAAUGUUUAAAGCCAUUUACCCUCAGGUAUAACUGUUUUUGAGUUUGGAGGUGGUAGUAAGUAUUUUUAAAUAAAUAAAGCUGCAGAAAACAAGGACUUAUAUUAAAACAGCUAACUUUGAGGACAGAUCAAACGGCACUAUUAUAGACAGUAGUAGUGUUUUUUUUUUUGAGACAGAGUUUC